Messenger RNA from Aspergillus chevalieri, 2223 nucleotides. RefSeq names its product putative chitin synthase activator (Chs3). Gene Ontology annotation, molecular function: protein binding. The transcript has 5 exons. The record is from RefSeq and is a predicted model, not a curated record. NCBI's taxonomy places the organism in Eukaryota, Fungi, Ascomycota, Eurotiomycetes, Eurotiales, Aspergillaceae. The coding region runs from base 1 to 2223 and encodes 740 amino acids.
AUGAUGAACAGACCGCCGCAAGGUCGUGGUCAGCCACGACUUGGUGCUACAUGGUAUCCAGGGGGUCAGGAUGACUUCUACAUGCCGGAAGUCAUAUCCCCCUCUCCUCAGAGGGUCAUGCCUGAAGUGCCCCAGACCAUGCAGCACAACAUCGCCCACCUCGAACACGAAGCGCGCAACCCGCACCGCAGUCAGUACGGGCAAGUACAAUACGACCGGGCGCAGUACCCUCAGCGGACCUCUUCCGCCGCCGUCGUUCACGGACCUCAGUCAUCUUCAGGUUACGAUGCUGGUGUCUAUGAACAGUCUGUUGUCUAUGACACGAUGGAUCAGCCCAAUUUCUCUCCGUUCCCCAUUUUGCGCAACCCGCCGCCAAAUGUCCCUCCCACCGACGAGCAGAGAGAAGCAAGUCUAGAGACUGCUAGGAUGGCGGUUUUGUCUUCGAACGACCCGGAGAUGCAGCUGGCCUGGGCGCAGGACGCGCUGGCAUAUGUCGAGGUCGCGAUACAGAAUGAGGCCCGUCUGGCACUGGUUGAACCUCCGCGCCCCCAGACGCCGCCAGUAGAGCAUCAGCUCAAGGCCGAUGCCAUGAACAUCGUGCGAUUUUUGGCGGACCAGUUCCACCCCAAGGCCGACUUCAUCAGAGGCAUGUGGCGUGAAUUUGGCAAGUUUGGCUUUGCCGUGGACAAAAAAGAAGCAUUCCGCGCCUACUCGCGAGCGGCAGAGAAGGGUUACGCCAGGGCUGAGUAUAGAAUUGGCAUGCAAUUUGAAAGUGCAGGCGAACCUGAAAAGGCUAUUCGGCAUUACAGAAAAGGUGUCAACCUGGGUGAUUCCGCUUCAUACUAUCGUCUCGGUAUGAUGAUGCUUCUUGGUCAACAUGGCCAGUCGCAAGACUACCAGAUGGGCCUGGAUUACAUCCACUAUGCUGCGGAGUCCUGUGACGAGAAUGCCCCUCAGGGAGCCUAUGUCUAUGGUAUGCUUUUGGCGCGUGAAUUAAAUCAAGUGAGCGUUCCUGAGCAGUUCCUCCCCCUCGAUCUUAAUGCUGCUCGCGUCAAUAUCGAAAAAGCCGCAUAUCACGGAUUCGCCAAAGCCCAGGUGAAGAUUGGCGCCGCGUACGAGCUGUGUCAGCUCGGUUGUGAUUUUAAUCCUGCAUUAUCCCUGCAUUAUAAUGCUCUGGCUGCACGUCAGGGUGAACCGGAAGCGGAGAUGGCAAUUAGCAAGUGGUUCCUUUGCGGACACGAGGGAGUAUUCGAAAAGAACGACGAGUUGGCUUUCAAAUACGCCCAACGCGCCGCUCAGAGCGGUUUCCCUACUGCUGAAUUCGCCUUGGGAUACUUCUACGAAGUUGGAAUCUGUGUGCCUGUCGAUAUCAAGGAGGCUAGAAGCUGGUACUCUAAAGCCGCGGCAAGUGGGAACAAGGAUGCGACAAACCGGAUCGAUAGUAUUUCUCGGUCCAAGACGUUGUCCAAGAAGGAUCACGAAAAGGUCGCUAUUGCUAGGAUUAAAUCUCGGUAUGGAUCUCAGCGACCCGGCAAUCUAGGGCCAACACCGGAAAACAUUGAAAUGCCCGAUCCCUCAAAAAUGAGUCUUUCUGACAACAGCCCUGCUUCAUCUGCGGCACCUUAUCCCGACAGGCCAAGCUCCAGGGCUCGGCCGCCCUAUGGAGCUGCGAUGCCGGAUCCCCGGCCAAGCUCUGCAUUCACGAUCAACCCCAACAUUCGCGCUAAUGCGCCCCCUUACAACCGAGCUGCGUCCUAUGGGGCAGGGCCCAUGGGCCACCGUCAACCAAGCGGCACCAGAACACCAACCACCGCCACCGCCCCUACGAGCCCGUCGAGUAUGCGCAGCCCUUCGGCCACGCCUAAACUCGAUGUCGGCUACUCGGCACCCUUGGAGUCUCCAGGGGCUGAUCCUCGCCGCCGGCCUCCGCGUCUUGAUGGGGCUCCUGAUCGGAAGCCUGCAAGAACCCCUGUUUCUCCGCCCUCGCAAGGCUCUGUGGCUUCCCCUCGACCAGCCAUAUCAUCGCCGUCUGCUGCUUCCUUUUCUUCACAGUCUGUCCAAACGCCAGCCAAAGAAUCUGCGCCAUCCACACCUAAGCCGCCGACUUCCUCUUCUUCGACUUCGGCAAGCCAGAAGCCCGGACUGCCGGGCAAAGGUCCCAAGACGUUUGAAGAGAUGGGAGUUCCUACUGUCCAGAAGGACAACGAUUGCAUUGUCAUGUGA